Messenger RNA from Arachis duranensis, 690 nucleotides. RefSeq lists its product as uncharacterized. The record is from RefSeq and is a predicted model, not a curated record. Lineage: Eukaryota; Viridiplantae; Streptophyta; Magnoliopsida; Fabales; Fabaceae. The coding region runs from base 1 to 690 and encodes 229 amino acids. The transcript has 6 exons.
AUGGAGCUGGUGCUUCAGGACAGUAAGGGUCAUAGGUUGCAAGCUUCGAUACCAAAACCAUUGGUUAAGAAGUGGAAGGAUGUCAUAGUGGAGUUUCAGAUGUACACGAUGAAAAAUUUCGUUAUUUUGGAUAAUACUACAUACCCCAAGGUAACUCCGGAUAAAUAUAUAUUGGUUUUCUCACACCAGACCAGGGUUCAUCACGUUGAACAUCCAAGCUUUCCACUUGAUGCCUUUCGCUUGAAGUCAUUUAAGGAGUUGCUUAAUGCUGAUAAGUUGGAUGACUCUGAACUUAUUGAUAUAAUUGGUGAAGUUGUAGGCAAAGAGGAUCCGAGGGAUUUGGUAACCAGCAAAGGGGUGGAGACUAAACGGUUGGCCAUAAUCCUACAAGAUUUAGACAACAAUAAGAUUAGCUGUGCUCUGUUUGGUAAAAUGGUAGACGAGCUUUUACCUUAUCUUCACGAUGGAAGGGUUGAACCCCUCAUUAUAGUGCUCCAAUAUUUUAAACCCAAUAGAUGGAAUGGUAAAACAUCUGUCCAGAGUCAUUUCUAUGUUUCCAAGCUGCACAUCAAUGAUGGUUUAAAAGAAGUUGCUGGAUUCCGAAAUAGAUUGCUUAGCGGAGUGGCUGCAAGUUCCUCAAGGAUUAGCCAAGUUUCAUCUCGGGGGGAUGGUCUGGAGCUGAUGAGAUAA